Molecule: messenger RNA, 2649 nt
Organism: Candidozyma haemuli
Lineage: Eukaryota; Fungi; Ascomycota; Pichiomycetes; Serinales; Metschnikowiaceae
Gene: MSS4
Product: 1-phosphatidylinositol-4-phosphate 5-kinase
Exons: 3
Coding region: 1-2649 (882 amino acids)
Biological process (GO): phosphatidylinositol metabolic process
Molecular function (GO): phosphatidylinositol kinase activity
Source: RefSeq, a predicted model, not a curated record
AUGAUUCUGCUCGGAACUGUCCCGGCUGUCGACGUUCAUUCUUCAAACAAUACCUCCCACGCUAAAGCUUCCAAGUCUCGAAAAGAAAAGUUUAAGGAGAAUCCUUUGACACCCACUUCCAGAUCACUACGUGGUGGCCCUUCUGACAACUCAGAAGCGGCCAGCGGGGAGACGGUGCCUAGCUCCAUUGCUGAUGAUACACCUCCCCAGGCAGCCUCAUUUCAUACCCUCACAAACAAAUCUUUCAAAGAUGACGGCAGGCUUACUUUAGAGGACCCUGUUACUUGUGAAGGACCAGAGAGAGAGUCUCAUCUUCUCAAAGAUGAUAUCCAGGACCCCAAGGCUGUGCUAAUACAUGUUGUAGGGCCUUCAGCAAACUCAGGGAAGGAUAAUGGCCAUGAUUGCUCGGAGAAUAUUGAUGCUUCGAAGAGCAUUCUGUGUAAUUCUAGAAAUCCACCCUUAAGGAGGCAUACUUCUCCACCGCCCCCUGUUGAAACCCCUAAAGUUGGUCUGGCGGAUAUUCCUUUGGGCUCUUACUCUUUAUCAAACAACCUAGAUCAACGAGCUUCGACUGGGCGUGCCUCUUUACCCACAUUUACAAGAGCAAGCUCUACUGCGGACAUCCCAAAGCUUCGAAUGAGCCCCAGAAAAGAUUCUUUUAAUGACGAGAUUUCCAGAAUGAGAAAUUCCAUUAUCGUUAAAAGAAAUCUCAAAAAACAACAGCGCCUAGAUACAUUUGAAGAUGAAAAUGUCUUUGUCGGUAAUCGAAUCAGCGAAGGGCACGAAAAUUUUGUGACCGCCUACAAUAUGCUUACUGGUAUUCGUGUCGCUGUUUCUCGCUGUUCUGGAAUGAUGAAACGAAUAGAUGAUGGUGAUUUUAAAAGCACAAAGAAGUUAACAUUUAACAUGGAUGGGAAUGAACUUACUCCAUCUUCGAAAUAUGAUUUUAAAUUCAAAGAUUAUUGUCCUGAAGUCUUUCGUGACCUCAGAACUCUCUUUGGCAUUGAUCCCGCCGAUUACCUAAUUUCCAUAACGGGAAAAUACAUCCUCUCUGAACUAGUGAUGAAUAAUCUCUUUCCUCCUCAUAGAGAUAUCCACCACAAAUAUGACUUGAAAGGUUCAACGUGGGGUAGAUACACAAGCUUUCCUCCUGUCGAACAAGAAAAAUCUGACAUGUCCCAUAUCACACUUAAAGAUCUUAAUUGGCUUGAACGGAAGGAGAUAAUCAGCUUUGGCCCCAAGAAACGCAAGAUAUUUCUUGGGCAGCUCGAGGCUGAUGUUGAAUUUCUUAAACGGAUUAAUGCGAUGGAUUACUCAUUACUUUUGGGUGUUCACGAUGUUCAAAAAGGUAAUUCUAGCACAAUAACUAAUCUUUCAGUUUUUGAUCCAAUCUCCAAUAAUAAGAAUGAUUUGAUCAAGACUAAUCCCAGGGACAUCAACAGGGAGGCUGACUUACCUGCGGGAAAUUUUCCGGGCAGAUCGAAGUAUAUCUUUUACGGUCACGAUGGUGGUAUACGCGGCACAAAUGAAGAUAAUGAACCAUUACGAAUAAUCUAUUAUUUGGGCAUUAUUGAUUGCUUGACUGACUACUCGAUCAAGAAGCGGCUUGAGACCAUGUGGAGAUCAAUCGGCCACAAUCGAAGCACUAUUUCUGCGGUUCCAGCAAAAGAAUACGGCGAUCUAUUCGUCAAGAGAAAUGCCUUACUAAUGAUACAGGGCUCUGCUCGCCAUAUCAACUCUAGGUUGAGGCUCCUCAAUCCGAUUAAGACGGCAUUGCUCGAAGGAAGAGUUCAGACCUAUGAAGAACUCGUCUCUGCCGAACCAACGUCUUUAUUGGUCUCUUCUCUGGUGAAUUCAAGAUCAAUGAUACUGUUUAAAUGUCUAUCACCCAAAUCCAUUGCUCCUUUGGAAUUGACUGGGUCCAAUGAUUGGGCUGUUCUUCAAAAGGAUGCUCUUCAAAUUUAUGGAGGUCCUUCGCUCGUUGUUGCAAAACAUAAAGUACCAAAGCUUAUCUCCAGAGGUUUUGCCAAAAGGCUUGGGCAAGUGAAAAGAGGUCGUACGGGGUUGGCAUCGCUAGCAACACGAGGCUUCACUUUUAUCGGUGGCCGAGGGGUAGCCGCUUUGGCAGGAAGUGGACUGGUUUUUGUUAUAACCGUCAGAGAAAAUGAAGAUGUGUUAAUAAACAAAAACAAUCUCCUUGCCCUCUCUGUCAAUGGACCUCACGAUCUACAAAACUGCGUUGUGGAAGCUCAAGUCCCGGGAGAAACCGACAAUAAAAAUCCCGUUCCCCGAGAGCCACUCAGGGCUAUCCAUUCAUUAGAUGAUUUUCUCAAAAGUUUCAGCAUUGUUGUCACAAGGGUCUACGAGGCAUGGUAUUGGUUUUCCAGCACUGUCAAACUUUAUUUGUGGGGCCGUAAUAAUUUCAUUAGAAUUGUGGGCCCACGUACUGUCUUACUUCAAUCGGAAGCGCCGAGAGCUCAUUUUGUGUUUGGUAGUGGGAACAACAUUGCUUCUGAAAAAUUUCUUGAAACAACGAGAGAAAAGUCACCGCUGGACUUUCUCCAUGUUGUUAGCUGCGCACAAGACAAGCCAUCUAUCAAAAGCACAUCGUCGUUCGUUACUGCCCCUAAAGGGACAACUCAAACAUGA